Elgaria multicarinata webbii is the source of this 1547-nucleotide messenger RNA. It is a transcript of the gene GTF2E2, whose product is annotated as general transcription factor IIE subunit 2. The transcript is spliced from 8 exons. Gene Ontology annotation, biological process: transcription initiation at RNA polymerase II promoter. Gene Ontology annotation, molecular function: TFIIH-class transcription factor complex binding. Gene Ontology annotation, cellular component: transcription factor TFIIE complex. NCBI's taxonomy places the organism in Eukaryota, Metazoa, Chordata, Lepidosauria, Squamata, Anguidae. The record is from RefSeq and is a predicted model, not a curated record. The coding region runs from base 267 to 1139 and encodes 290 amino acids.
AUGUGGACCGCCGAAGCUCGGCCGCCUCAGAAAAACUGGCCGGCCAACAGCCCUCCAGAACAGCCGCCAUCCACAGGGGAGCCCCUCUCCUCACGACCCACCUGAGGCGGAAAGAUUCCGGGCAUGUCGACCAGGAAGCGCCAGUGUCGUGUUUUAAACACGGUUGGGCGCGCGUCUCUCCACGGCAGUCUUUGAACUGAGAACUGUAGUUCCGUGAGGGAAGACCCAGACGGCCGCUAAAGGAUCUCUUGAACUGAGAAAGAAUUAUGGAUCCAAACUUGCUACGAGAAAGAGAACUUUUCAAGAAACGAGCGCUCUGUACUCCUGCUGUAGAAAAACGUCCGACACCUUCUUCUGAUUCCUCAUCUUCUAAAAAGAAGAAAGCAAAGGUAGAGCCGGGUGGAUCAUCAAGUUCAAAACAAAAUGCAGACCACAGCAAUGGAUCUUUUAAUUUGAAAGCCCUUUCUGGUGGCUCUGGUUACAAGUUUGGAGUCCUUGCAAAGAUAGUCAACUAUAUGAAGACACGACAUCAGCGUGGUGAUACACAUCCAUUAACUCUAGAAGAAAUAUUGGAUGAAACGCAGCACCUAGAUAUUGGACUGAAGCAGAAACAAUGGUUAAUGAGUGAGGCCCUUGUCAACAAUCCCAAAAUAGAAGUUAUAGAUGGGAAAUAUGCUUUCAAACCUAAAUACAAUUUGAAAGAUAAAAAGGCCCUGCUAAGGCUCUUGGAUAAACAUGAUCAGCGAGGAUUGGGAGGAAUACUUUUAGAAGAUAUUGAGGAAGGGCUACCUAAUGCACAGAAAGCCAUAAAGGCUUUAGGGGACCAGAUCAUCUUCGUUACACGUCCUGAUAAGAAGAAAAUUCUUUUCUACAAUGAUAAGAGUUGUCAAUUUACAGUGGAUGAAGAAUUUCAGAAACUUUGGAGGAGUGUUCCUGUGGAUUCCAUGGAUGAAGAGAAGAUAGAAGAGUAUCUGAAACGCCAGGGUAUUUCUUCCAUGCAGGAGGCGGGUCCAAAGAAAAUGGUUCCUGUUCAGAGGAGAAAGAAGCCUGCUUCUCAGAAGAAACGGAGGUUCAAGACUCACAAUGACCAUCUGGCUGGAGUAUUGAAGGAUUACUCUGAUGUGGUUCCUGGCAAAUAGGGGGCCUUCUGGAACGAACUGUUGUGAGCUUUGAUGCAGAUGCUUGGUAGCUCUGAAGGACAGGUGUCCUGUGUCUAAUGUGAUGGUGGUUCUCCCCACUCUCAGUGCUACAGCAGCUGAAAAGGAACAGAUCUUGAGAUCAAGGAUCUUAAUGCUUAUUUUAUUGGCUACUAUGAACUUGGAUCAGAGCUGUUCACUGUCAGCAGACUUUUGAUAUUGGGAUGAAAUAUAUUCAGCAUGUAAUGCCAUUGUUCAUGUUCAUCAUUUAAGACUUUUUUUUGAAGAUUUCUUUGGGGUUCUGUGGGUAUUUUCAUUUAUUCAUCUGGGGCUGACUUAGAGAUAAAACUGAGUAUUUGUUUUAUCUAUGUCAAGAACACGUUUAUAAUAAAAUCAUUCUAGAAAGAUGAA